Cucumis melo (muskmelon) is the source of this 1912-nucleotide messenger RNA. RefSeq lists its product as uncharacterized. The transcript is spliced from 3 exons. The coding region runs from base 208 to 1698 and encodes 496 amino acids. Gene Ontology annotation, molecular function: acetylglucosaminyltransferase activity. The record is from RefSeq and is a predicted model, not a curated record. Lineage: Eukaryota; Viridiplantae; Streptophyta; Magnoliopsida; Cucurbitales; Cucurbitaceae.
UCUUCUUAUCAAAACAAAUUUCAACCCAUAAAGUAACUUACGAAAAAGCUAACGACUUUGCCCUUCUCUCUCCUUCAUUCCAACUUUCUCUCUCUUUGCUUCUUUUCUUCUUUCUUCUUUCUUCUUUCUUCUUUCUUCUUUCUUCUUUCUUCUUUCUUCUUUCUUCCCCUGUUUUUCUCCUUUUCCCUUUCACUUCCACAUUUCACCAUGCAAACCCACAAUCCACCGAUUCGAACCGGUUCCAAACCCAAUCAAUCUCUCUUUCACUCUUUCAAACAAUCCCUUCCAUUCCCAGAAAAACUCUCCGAUCUCUUGCUUCUUUUCGCCAGAGCCGGCCUCCUCCUCUGUCUCGUCGCCUCCAUGUCCCUCGUCCUCCGUUCAUCUUUCACUUCUCAAUCCCACCAGUUCAUACUCCCAACCCGCACUCAAACCGCCGUCCACGACCCCGUCAAAAACUCCACCUCCCCCACCAACAUAUCCCACAUCGUAUUCGGAAUCGGCGCCUCAGUUCAAACAUGGAAAGACCGAACUCUCUACACCCAUCUUUGGUGGAACCGGAAUCGGAACCGUGGGUUCGCUUGGCUCGAUGGUAAACCGGGGAAAACCGGAAACCCGGUUCCGUACAAGGUGUCGGAUUGGUGUUUUGGGUCGGGUUAUUCGUGUAAGUCGUCGGCGGUUCGAAUUGCUAGGAUUGUUGUGGAGAGUUAUAAAUUGGGUUUAGAAAACGUGCGGUGGUUUGUGAUGGGAGAUGAUGAUACAGUGUUUUUCACGGAGAAUUUAGUUACGGUUUUAGCGAAAUAUGAUCAUAACCAGAUGUACUACAUUGGUGGGAACUCGGAGAGCGUUGAGCAAGAUCAGAUGCAUUCUUACGGGAUGGCGUUUGGCGGCGGGGGGUUUGCAAUCAGUUACCCACUGGCCGCCGAGUUGGUGAAAGUAAUGGACGGUUGUCUUCAUCGGUACAGUUUUUUCUACGGCUCUGAUCAAAGGGUCUGGGCUUGUAUUGCGGAGCUCGGUGUUCCACUCACAACAGAACGUGGCUUUCAUCAGUUUGAUAUUCGAGGUGACCCAUAUGGGAUAUUGGCAGCGCAUCCAUUGGCACCACUUGUAUCACUUCAUCACCUUGAUCAUGUGGAGCCAUUGUUUCCAAACCAAACUAGGGUUGAUUCAUUGGAUUUACUUAUGCAAGCAUAUCGAGUUGACUCAAGCCGAAUCCUUCAGCAAACUGUCUGCUAUGAUCGAAGGAAAGAAUGGUCCAUCUCCAUCGCAUGGGGCUAUGCUGUUCAGAUAUAUCCGUUCAUGGUGACAGCUACAGAUAUGCAGAUUCCAUUUCAGACGUUCAAGACAUGGAGGAGCUCGAGCGAUGGACCAUUCAAUUUCAAUACACGCCCUGUGAGUUCCGACCCAUGCUGGCAACCGGUUGUUUAUUUUUUGAAGCAAGUUCAAGAGGUGGACACAAGGGGUACCAAAACCACUUACGAAAGGUUUGUGGUGAAGGACGUGAAGGUAUGCGAGAGGAAUGAUUACGCUCGGGUCAUGGCAGUGAAACAAGUUACUGUUUCCUCAAUGAAGAUGGACACUCAACUAUGGAUGAAGGCACCACAAAGACAGUGUUGCGAGAUUAUGGACAAGUGGGGAGACGAUAACCAUAUCUGGGUUAGGCUUAGGAAAUGCAGAAAGAGUGAAACAAUAACCACAUAGAUUCUCAUUUUUGGAAGAAUUGUUUUAGGUCCUAGAAUAAUGAUGGCUAAUUUGCCCUCUUGUAAAUAUCACAGUUCUAAAUAUAGAAAAAAAAAUCAGCAUUUUCAACAGAAGUUUUUGAGGACAAUGUUAAUCUGGUUGGUAAGACUGUAAUAGGGAUUGAUAUAGUAUAGUCAUAUUCUAAUGAACAUACGCUUAGUGGUGUAAGACAAAA